Messenger RNA from Soboliphyme baturini, 501 nucleotides. The record is from the annotation of a GenBank genome assembly. Lineage: Eukaryota; Metazoa; Nematoda; Enoplea; Dioctophymatida; Soboliphymatidae.
AUGGUUCUAGGCUUAGAUAAAAAAAGUCACUUCAGACGAGUGCAAAUGUACACCUCAAUGUUGAAGCUGAAGUUGAAGGCCGUGCAUGACAACCACGUAGUGGUCAAGAGGGCAAGAGCCAUAAAGCCUCGCGGAUCCGGUUCCGACGUCAACAACGACAUGGCCGACGUGAAACUACAGUUCGAUGAGAACAACGAAAACUGUCCCUGCAAUAUGGCCAAAGCACAACGCAAGAAGCGCUACCUGGCCAUGGCCAGUCAGGACUCUCAAGGCAACUAUGUGUUGAACUUAAUCCUCCCAUGGAGAAAGGAGAAACAGUUCAAAAAAGCGCUGCGAAUGGUUCGUAAGCUCGACUGCAAAACCCUCGGAUCGCAAAUCAGGGAACGUGCCAGGCGAGAGCGCCGCCGGAAACUGAAAGCUAAGAACAGGGUCGCCGUCGCCGCCACCACCGCCGAGAGAAACUGGGCGAAGCCGGAAGCGGGAAAGCCUCAAAGCGCGUGA